Molecule: messenger RNA, 1614 nt
Organism: Rhizophagus irregularis DAOM 181602=DAOM 197198
Lineage: Eukaryota; Fungi; Glomeromycota; Glomeromycetes; Glomerales; Glomeraceae
Molecular function (GO): GTP binding; GTPase activity
Source: RefSeq, a predicted model, not a curated record
AUGUAUGAUUAUUAUUAUGAUAAUGACAAUGAUGAUAAUGGAAAUAAAUUUGGAGAAGGUAUACCUUAUCGUAAAGGAAAAGCAAUCCAACUUAUUAAAUAUGAAAAUGGAAAAAUUAUUUUAAAUAAAGAAUCUCUUGAAAUUAUUAAAAACAUCGAAGAACCUGUCGCUAUAAUUUCAGUCGUCGGGUCUUAUCGUAGAGGAAAAUCAUACUUUGCAAAUGUUCUUCAUGGAAGACAUGAUGGUUUCGAACUUGGUUCUAAAGUAGACAGUUGUACUAAAGGAAUCUUUAUGUGGGAUACACCAUUUAUUCACAAUAAUUGUAGGGUUAUAAUAUUAGAUUGUGAAGGAAUUGACGACCCAAAACAGGAUGAAGUUUGGGCAACGAAAUUAUUUAUAUUAUGUCUUGCAAUUUCCUCUACAUUCAUUUAUAAUAUUAAUGGAAUUGUUGGUAAAGAUGAUAUUGGAAAAUUAUAUACGAUGACAGAUUUAAGUAAAUUUUUGGUAAAUAGUGAAGAUGAGGAGAAAGAUUAUUUGCCAAGACUUGUUGUAUUAUUGAGAGAUUUUGGAUUAAUAGAACCCGAUGAUUUUAGGGAAUAUUUUUUGGAAAAAUUAACUCAAGUUAAUUCUGAUGCUGCUGCUGGAAUUACAAAUCACUUUAAAGAUCUUGAUGUUUACGCUUUACCACAUCCGGGGUGUAAAAAAAAGGUUCUUCACGAACUAGAAAAAAUCGAAACGUCUCAACUUGAUACGGAAUUUAUUUCUAAAAUGACACACGCAGUAUCUGAAAUUUAUGAUACAAUUACUGCAAAAAAAAUUAAUUUCAAAUCAAUGACCGGUAUUUCAUUUUCUAAAUUUUUGGAAGAUUGCGUAAAACAUAUGAAUUCAAACACCAACAACUUAGACAAAUUAUCAUUGCCUACUCAAUAUACUUCUCUCAUUAAUUUUAUGUCAAAAUUAGCUAUAGAUAUAGGUUUUACUUAUUAUUCAACUAUGAUGACCAUUAGAUCUAUAGAUGAUUUUCCUAUAAAUUGGGAAGACUUUGAAAACGAACAUAGUAUGAUAUUAUCUCAAGCUGAUUUUUUAUUCAAUGAGAAAUUAAUUGGAAGUUAUCAUCAAACUCUUGACAUUAGAAAGGAAUUUGAUAACUUAAUUGAGGAUGAAAAAAAUAAAUUUACUGAAAAAAAUUCUGAAUCUGUAAAAAAUUAUAAUUUAAAUUUAGCCAAUAGUUUAUGGCAAGUUCAUGUUAGUCCAGGUUUAACUGCUGAUUCUCUUUUUGAGGAUUAUAAUGAAUUUAAUAAUGCAUUGGAUUCAUUUAUGCAAGAAUAUACAAAUAAAUCAUUUACUGGUUCAGAAGCUAUGGAUAUUUAUAAUCAAUAUAAAGAUGAUAAAACAGAAUCUGCACUAGAAACACUAGACAAAAUGUUUAAAUUAAGAGAUGCUACUAAAGCUGUUAAAGAUGCUCACCAAGAAUUAAUUGAUCAAAUUAAUCAAUCUCAAGAAAGACUUAACCUGUUAUUAUCAGAGAAAUAUCAGGAGGAAUUUGAAUAUAAUGAACAAAUUGAAGAAUUAAUUUCAAAAAUUGAUGAACUUACACUUCAACUUUCUAAUUAG